AUGGCCAAGUUCGGUGUCCAGACGCACAACGCCUUCGCCCUGCUGGACGACGACGAUGACGCCGACCUGGACGCCCUGGUGGCGCGCCGCGCGGCCAUGGCAUCCGAGGCCGAGCCCGAGAAGGGCGCCGAUCCCCCGCCGGCCAAGCAGCCCCCCCGCGACGCUGGGCGGGGUGAGGACAGAGAGUUGAGAGGGGGGGUCGGCCGCGGCAGGGGGCGGUCCGGCCGCGGCAGGGUUGGCCGGGGCGGGCCUGGGAGGGCCGGCCACGAGCGGGCACCCGAUGAAGAGGGCGGGGUUGAGGGGGAUGGGGCCUACAGAGGAGGCAGGGGGGGUCGAGGUCGCAUGGGAGGGGGCAGGGGCAGGGGGCGUGGCCGCGAGGGGGGCUACCGGGGCGGCAGACGGGAGUACGACAGGCACGACGGCACCGGCAGAGGCCACGAGACCGAGAAGCGCGGCGGCGCCGGGAAGGGCAACUGGGGCGCGCCCGCGGAGGACCCCACCGGCUGGGAGGUGGAGACGCCCGUCAAGGGCGGCUGGGGGGACGAUGACUUCGGCCAGGCGAAGGCAUACCAGAACGGGGAGAGCGGCGCCGCUGCGGAGGCCGCGCCAGCAGUGAACGAGGCCAAGGAAGGGGAUGGAACUGAUAAGCCAACUGAGGGCGCAGAACCUCCUGCCGAGGCAAAGGAGGAAGAGAAGGAGACUUUGACGUUGAAGGAGUACGAGGAGAAGGUCCUCAAGAACAAAGCUCUCACCAAUGUUGUGCAGCGUCCUGAGGUGGACAUGGGGCAGUUUGAGGGUCUCACUGUGUAUGAGAGGGCUGAGGCAGAAGCAGGCAUGGAUUCCAUGGAGCUGCCCAAAACAGCUCCAAAGCGGACCAGGAGCAAAGGAGCAGACAAGAAGGGGAAGAAGGAGGUGGUGCCAACUGGUUUCCGCAUUGGUGAGCCCAUGCGUCAUGGGGGCCGUGAUGGCCGAGGCCGUGGUGGCCGCGGUGGCAGAUUCGACAGGGACUCGCGAACCACUUCCGGCGGUGACGAACUUGCCCUUGAGGGAGGGGAAGGCGAGGAAGGCGGUCCCAGCGGAUAUCAAGGAGGCAGGGGUUAUGGUGUCUAUGGUGGCGACCAUGCAUACGGAGGCUAUGGUGGUUAUGGCAGAGGCUAUGGACGUGGGCGUGGACGCGGACGCGGACGUGGCUAUGGAGGCACCUUUGAGCACAAGCAAGAGUCGGUGGAUAUGGCAGACACAUCCGCAUUUCCUUCCCUCACAGCCUAG
Molecule: messenger RNA, 1269 nt
Organism: Ostreobium quekettii
Lineage: Eukaryota; Viridiplantae; Chlorophyta; Ulvophyceae; Bryopsidales; Ostreobiaceae
Source: the annotation of a GenBank genome assembly